Vanrija pseudolonga is the source of this 2564-nucleotide messenger RNA. Its product is annotated as UDP-galactose transporter. The record is from RefSeq and is a predicted model, not a curated record. Gene Ontology annotation, cellular component: Golgi membrane. Gene Ontology annotation, molecular function: UDP-galactose transmembrane transporter activity. Gene Ontology annotation, biological process: pyrimidine nucleotide-sugar transmembrane transport. The coding region runs from base 344 to 2428 and encodes 694 amino acids. NCBI's taxonomy places the organism in Eukaryota, Fungi, Basidiomycota, Tremellomycetes, Trichosporonales, Trichosporonaceae. The transcript is spliced from 4 exons.
CCUCCCCUCCCCUCCCCCUCCACUCUCCCCUUUCGCCAACACGAGGAGCGGCUUCAAGUCACGCGCGCACGCCUAGACAGAGAGGUACCUUCGCCCUUGCCUGCCCGUGUCGAUCAUAACACACCAACGACACACCACACCGCACCAGGUCCAGCCAGGUUUUGGGCUGAGCCAGUGACAAGCGAGCAUCACAUCCAACCCAACCCGAACCAUCACAGCCUUUGGAUCCUCUCAACAUCUACUGCUUUGACAUCAAGUCUGCCCCUCUACACCCCUUGCACCUCUACCAACAGCCAAACUGCCUCGUCCUCGCUCCCACUCUUGCCCAACCCCUGGCGUUCCCAUGUCGCCUGUACCCAUUUCGCCGAUUGGGCGGGGCGCCGUGCGUCGUGGGACCACGGGCGCGUCGUCGGCACCCCCCUCGAGCACGAGCACGGGCCCAAGCCUCGCUGGCUCCAGCGCACGCCGUUUGUCCCUUGCUGGUGGUUUACGCGAUGACCGCGACCAGGAUGAGGGACUCGUGAUGCGCGAAAAGGAGCGCGAGGAAACCACUGGUAAAGUAGCCGGGAGGGAAGUGGGCGUUACGCGCCCAAAGCGCCGUCUUUCAAGUCUUCCUUCGCUUCCUCACCCAUCUGCACCAACACCUCCCCCUCGCUCACCUGCAAUGUCGGUUCCACCAAGCAGGGCAAUGUCCUUCACCUCAUCCCCUCCGACCUCGCCAGCGCAAGCCAGCACACUCCCAACCAUCCCCACCUACGAGGCAUUGACUCAACCUCGCUCCAACAUCGACCGCUCCGGCCUCGGACUCGGCUCAUCAAACUCGUUUGCGAGGGCACCUACUAUCGAUGAGAAGGGACCGAGGUACAUUCCUCCUCAGGUCGCAGCACCCCAGCCGCCCCGUGAUACCAGCGGACCGCCCAAGAUCUUUGGCAUUGAGCUCAAAUGGGUCUCCCUGAUAACGCUCGCCCUCCAGAAUGCCUUCCUCACCAUCAUCAUGCACUACUCGCGAGUGUCCACGCCCCCCGAGAGGACAUACUCUGCGGCCGCGGCCGUCCUGCUCAACGAGUUACUCAAGGGAUCCAUCUCGAUUUUGAUUGCGCUCAAAAAGAUCGACACGACGAUGAACGCCGAGCCGGCAUCAUGGCAAGAGAAGGAGGCUACGCGGACUGCGGUCCCCGGCGGCCUGACCGUCCUCCACCCAAGCCGCCUGCGGGCGCUCGGACGCGCCAUCUUCAGCCCAGACUGCCCCAAGCUCGCCAUUCCCGCGGUCCUCUAUGUGAUCCAGAACAACCUGCAAUACGUUGCCGCCUCCAACCUCGACGUCGCGACCUUCCAGGUUACGUACCAGAUGAAGAUCCUCACGACGGCAUUCUUCUCGGUUGUGCUGCUCAACAAGCGUCUCAGCCGUCCCAAGUGGGCUGCGCUAUUCAUGCUCGCCAUGGGUGUCGGCAUUGUGCAGCUCCAGAGCGUCUCGGUGUCCGGCCCGUCGUCGCACUCGGCUACAGCGGCUCCCGUUGCCGAUGACAAGGCCCUCCGAAGCACGAUCCCGACCGAGCACAUUGAACGCAUCAUGCACCCAUUCCGCGGCUUCUUGGCGGUCACUCUUGCGUGCAUCACCUCGGGCCUCGCGGGCGUCUACUUUGAGCUUCUUCUCAAGAGCAACAGCGGUUCUAGCCCGGCGCCCGACCUCUGGGUUCGCAACACGCAGCUCUCGCUGUUCUCGCUUGUCCCCGCCUUCAUUCCUAUCAUCUUUGCCGGCGCCCCCGAGGGCAUGUCGUGGGCAGAGGGAGUUGCCUCCAAGUUUGCCAACUUUAACGGCUGGGCGUGGGGCACCGUCCUUACGCAGACGUUUGGUGGUCUCAUCACGGCCCUGGUCAUCCGCUACAGCGACAACAUCAUGAAAGGUUUUGCCACCUCGUUGUCGAUCAUCAUCUCGUUCCUGGCAUCUGUCGCGUUGUUCAACUACCCGAUCACGUUUUCCUUCGUCCUCGGCGCUGGCAUCGUGCUGGCGGCCACGUACCUGUACAACGCCCCCAACUCGCUGCCCGACGUGGCACCUCGUACCUCGGUCGCAGUUGCGCCGGGCUCCCCUAUCCCUACUAGCGCCCCUAUCCUGGGCGAACCCCAGCCGCCCUCGCGCACCUCGAGCAUCAUCAACCUCCUCAGCCUCGGAGGCUCCCGACCCGGCUCUCGCCGCACUUCAGCUACCGACCUGCGGGCGCCGCAGCUGACGUCGCGCGGAAGCUACAACGGUAGCAACCCCGGCACUCCAUUCCUCCUGUCUGCGCAGAACUCGUAUACCAACAUUGCCGACUUUUCCCGUUCUUCGCCAAGUCCAGGUCCCUCUCGCGGGUGGUCUCCACCCGGUCAAAAGUCCAAGCCCACGCUGACGGUCGACACCGGGCUUGCCACCGACCACGGCCGCUGAUAAAAGCGGUGCCGGGUCAUAGACGGAUGCUUUUCGUGUUCGUGUCAAUGGGUUAUCGACGUCUGCAGACGUCACACGCAAGAAGCAUAGCAGCCGCCAUGGCGUAAUAGUGCAAUUGAAUGCAUAUGUCAGUAUG